AACCAGAGACGCUUUUUACUGUUGUACAACUCGUGCUUCUGCGUCCAGCUUUAUAUUUUAUAAAUGUUGUACAGAGAAUGAGUUUUUGAUUUUUUUUCAUAUUUGACCAGAGAAGGGAAACAUUUGUUUUUCAUAAUGUCAGCAACAGACACGGCGAUUGUGGCAGCAGCUACAUAUUAUUUCCAAGAAAAGUACUAUCGCCAUGUGCAGACUGUUGUAAAUGAAGGUCUUCAGAAGCACAACAAUGAUUCAGUGCUGUUGUUUUUUAAGGCUAUAGGAAUCCUAAUGGAAGAUCGAACACAAGAAGCUAUCAGAGAGCUGGAGUCUGUCAGAAGGAACCCUGAUGUUUCUUUGUGUUCUCUCAUGGCCCUUAUCUAUGCACACAAGAAAAGUGCAAUGGUUGACCGUGAUGCUGUUUCUGAACUGGAAAACAAUCUUAAAGCAAUGCGGAAGCAAGCAGGAGAGGAAGCAUUGUAUUAUGCUGGCAUUUUUCUCUGGCUUAUGGGUCGUUCUGAUAAAGCCAGAGAAUACAUUGACAGAAUGCUGAAGAUCUCCAAUACAUCUAGAAAGGGCCUGAUCCUGAAGGGAUGGCUAGAUCUGUCAUCUGAGAAAGAACCUGUUAUGAAGAAAUCCAUAAGAUACUUGGACGAAGGAAUACAAGAUUCUAAAGAUAUCUUUGGAUUAAUGGGAAAGGUAAAGUACUUCAUGAUGCAGCAGAACUAUUCAACAGCUUUGGACAAUGCUAACCAGAUUAUAGCAGUUUCCCCAAAUUUUCUGCCUGCACUUAUUUUAAAGAUGAAGUUAUGUUUAGCUCAGCAAGACUGGGAUCGCACCUUAGAAACUGCACAAAGGAUUUGUCAGAGAUACCCUACCUGCCUGGAUGCCUUGCAGAUGUUAGCUGUUUACAGUAUGUCAAGGAAGGGACAUCUGUCACAGGCAGCGGAUUAUGUAAGAAGUCUUGUUAGUGCUUUGGAGGACAUUGAGCCAAGGAAUCCAGGCCUUCAUGUAAAAAUGAUCCUUUCUAUUAGUAGAAUGUGUAGUAAGAGUCCAGCUAUCCUGCAUCAAACAAAAGAACUUGUUGAACGUGCCUUUCGAAUGAAUCCUGCUGAUGCGGACCUAGCAAAUGAACUGGGAUAUCAGAAUAUACUACAGGGACAAGUGAAAGAAGCCUUACGAUGCUACACAACUGCAAUGAACCUUGAUAACAACAAUGUUCCAGCAGUAAUAGGUAUUGUUCAGUGUCAGAUGUUGGGAGGUCAAUUAGAAGAAGCAGAGCAACAGCUGGAAUUUUUAACAGAAGUCCAAAAUUCCAUUGGUAUUAAAUCUGGGGACCUAGCCUAUCUGAAGGCAGUUAUAGCUUCAAAGAGAAAUCGUGGAGAGGAUAUUGUUGUUGCAUUUUUGAAAGAAGCCAUAGAAUCCCAUUUUUCUGCAAUGAAUAACCUUCCACUGGGGAUAGAGUACUUUGAACAACUUAAUCCUGUAUUUUUGGUUGGCGUUGUAAAAGAAUACAUGGUUUUCUGCCCAAAUCAGCCAAAGUCUCCUGGACAGACACUUUCUCCUCUGCUGAAAGUGUCAGCUAUGAUUUUGGAUCCUGUGGUUAAAGCAGCUCCCGGCAUUAUGGAAACACUCUUUCUUAUGGCUCAGAUCAAAUAUUUGUCAGGUGAUUUUGAAGCAGCCCAUGCUGUUGUUCAGCGAUGUUUAGAACAGGAUGCCUCAUUUUCUGAUGGACACCUUCUUAUGGGUCAGAUCUAUCUUUCUGAAGGUAGCUACAAACAGUGCUUGGAUUCCUUAGAGCUGAGUGUGAGCCACAAUUUUCAGGUCAGAGAACAGCCCUUGUAUCACCUCAUCAAAGCAAGAGCUCUGAAAAAGAUGGGAAAUAUUCCUGAAGCUGUUAAAACUUUAAAAAUAAUAAUGAGUUUACCAGGCAUGAAAAGAGUUGGAGGGGAAAAGUCCAAAGCAGCUAACAUCAGCAUCAGCGACAAAGUCUCUGUGUAUUUGGAACUGGCAGAAGUCCUAAGCUUAAAUGGAGAACAGCAUGAAGCUACAAAAGUCAUGCAAGAUGCUUUAAAUGAGUUUAAGGGAACUCCAGAGGAAAUUCGCAUAGCUGUUGCAAAUGUGGAUCUGGCUUUGAAUAAAGGAGAUGCAGAAAUAGCUCUGAGCAUGCUGAGGAACAUUGCAUCAUCACAGCCCUAUUACACUGAAGCCAAGGAAAAGAUGGCCUACAUUUACCUUUCCAUACGAAAAGACAAGAAACUCUAUAUUGGAUGUUACAGGGAUCUGUGUGACAACUUGCCAAGUCCCCACUCCAGCCUGCUCUUAGGAGAUGCUUACAUGAAUAUACAGGAGCCAGAAAAAGCCAUAGAGGUAUAUGAACAAGCUCUCAAGCAGAAUCCCCGUGAUCCGGACUUGGCUAGCAGAACUGGGCAAGCUUUAGUGAAAACCCAUCAGUACAAUAAGGCUAUUCGUUAUUAUGAAGCAGCAUUGAAGCUUGGAGGACAAGAAUUUCUGUGUUUUGAUCUGGCAGAGCUCUUACUGAAACUCAAGCAGUAUGAUAAGGCAGAGACACUUAUGGCACAGGUCUUAGACCAUGAUUCAGUUAAUGAUUUGCCCACCUUAAUGGAUGAUGUCAAGUGUCUGCUUUUGCUGGCUGAUGUAUAUAAAAAGACACUCAACGUAGAGAAGGCCGUUGACACUUUAUCAAAGGGCUAUGAAAUUCAGUCCAAAAUCUUGAAACGCAUUGCAGUGGAACAACCUGAAAUUAUGCCCUCACAGAGGAAGCUGAUUUCCUCAAUUUGCUUCCGACUUGCUAAACACAGUAAAAAUCAAAAAGAUUAUGAAAAAGCUGUCAAAUAUUGCAGAGAUGCCCUGGCUCACAAUGAAAUAGACAACAAGGUGAUGUUAGAGCUUGCUAGCUUGUACCUGAUACAAGGAGAUGUUGAAGCUUGUCAGCACCAGUGUAACCUCCUGCUGGAACAUGACCCAGGCAAUGCUGAUGCCAAAAUGAUGUUGGCUGACCUUCUAUUUCAAAAGCAAGAAAAUAAAGAAGCCAUAUUUCAUUGUAAACAGCUUUUGGAGAAAAAACAAGAUAAUUUCUCAGUAUUAUGCCAAUUAAUUGAUUUGCUUUGGAGAUCUGGCACACUUGAUGAAGCUGUUCCUAUCCUUGAUAAUGUGGAAAAAGGAUCGUCAAGAGUUACUCUAGAACCAGGCUUCAGCUUUUGUAAAGGGCUUUAUAUGUGGUACAUGGGGCGACCUAAUGAAGCACUGAAACACUUUAAUAAGGCCAGAAAGGACAGUGACUGGGGUGAAAAGGCUAUUUGCAACAUGAUUCAGAUUUGCCUUAAUCCAGAUAAUGAGACUCUAGGAGGAGAAGUGUUUGAAAACAUUACUGAGGACACAAGCAAUUUUUCAGCAGAGCGCUAUGAGUCUGAGCAAUUAGCUGUAAAGACUGCACAGAAACUUUUGAAGGAAUUCUACCCCCGUUCAAAGCAGCAGCAGGAUCAACUUUUACUGCUAAAGAACAUUUGUCUAAUGGCAACUAAAGACAAACAAAAUAUAGAGACAGCUCUACAAGUUUUCAUGAAUAUGGCAACUGCUGAGAAAGAACAUGUGCCAUCAAUCCUAGCAAUGGCACAAGCAUUCAUGAUUCUGAAGCAAACCCCCAGGGCUAGAAACCAGCUAAAAAGACUAUCCAAAACAAAGUGGAACUCUUCUGAUGCAAUGGACCUUGAGAAAAGUUGGCUACUGCUGGCUGACAUAUAUAUCAAAGCUGGAAAACAUGAUAACGCAACAGAAUUACUAAAACGCUGCUUAAAGUACAAUAAGUCCUGUUGCAAAGCGUAUGAGUACCUGGGCUUCAUAAUGGAAACAGAACAUUCAUAUAAAGAUGCAGCAACUAAGUAUGAAAUGGCAUGGAAGUAUAGCAAUAAUACAAACCCAGCAAUUGGGUAUAAACUUGCCUUUAAUUAUCUGAAAGCACAAAAAUUUGUAGCGGCCAUAGAAAUAUGCCACAAGGUUUUGAGUGACUAUCCUCGUUAUCCUAAGAUCCACAGUGAGAUUCUGGAAAAGGCUCAAAGUUCCAUUAAGCCAUAAUUCAUAUUUUAUUAAAAGGGAUUGUACAAUAGAGUCGUAUUUACAUUUGUAUUCUCUUUUGUAACAAUAUAACAGUUGGGUUACUAACCUUUUUGAACUAAAAGCUGUAGGCAGUGCACACACUGUUCUGUAUUAUACAUAUUUACGAAAGAUUAUAUGUUUAGCAGUUGUAGUGUAUACUUUUGCCUGUAUGUAAUACUUGUAAUAUCUAAAAAUAAAUACAUUUAGCUGUACUUAUGCAUAUAUAUUGCAUGUAUGUAAUACUUCUAAGAUACCAGAAUACUAGUCAUGCUUAACAUCAUCUCAUAUACCACAUUUUUGCACAAAACAAAAACAUAUGGCUCCUCCUGAUUUCUACUUUUCCUUCUCAUUCCAACUGUGCUGGUGCUCUCCUUUGGUUCUUCUACUACAUUUCUAUCUCCUUAUUUGAUUGCUACCAGGAUAUUAGUUACCAUAUUCAGUUUGUCCUCAUUUGUGUCUAUGCAUUAAUAAAGUUUCAUUAUAUGAUAUUUUUAGUCAUCACUAUCUUUCAAAUUCAUGUUCUUCCCUCUUGCAUCAUUUUUGAAAGCUCAUAAGCUUCCUUUAUUCGGUCUUUUCCUUAAACACACAGUAUCUCUACCAUUUCUUCCAUGUUUUAAUGAGUGACACUACUAAGCCACUGAUUACAUGAAAGCAGUCCUAAAUGACUGCAUUAUUAUUCAUUUCAGUGUGGAAAGUUAUAACUUGGAAUACAUAUUUUCUCUCUGGUCACCAUAUAACCAAAAUGAUUUUAUUAGAUUACAGCAAAUAUAGACUUCUUACAAAUUAUAUAGGCUUUAAGAUGUUCAAGUUAUGAUACUUUUUUAAGUCUCUAGGUCAGUCUUCCAUAGAAAAAUGUGAGUGGUCUUGAUUUUGUUUUUUUAAGGGUUUCAGAGAUAUUAAAAUGAUCUGGGUUUAGGAAGGCGAAACAGGGAAGUUGAUAUAAGCUAGGGGAUGCAAGACUACAGAUAUUAAAUCUGUAAAUACAGUUUUACAAUACACUGGUUUAAUUUAAGAACAGUUAAUAUGUAUAAUUAGGCAAGACUGUCAGGAGUGCAGCAACACUAUGCAUUUUCAAAAAGAUGCUAAAUGAACAAAUGGGAGAUACCAAAUAAAAGGCAUACUCGAGUAUGUAUUCUCUUUAGUAGCAAGCUGUUUGCUUGCAGUUACGACUGCAUAUAUUACUAAGACUAUGUUUUUUGUAUAAAAACAAACUUCAUUUUAGUUUUUUAUUUAACUGUCUGCAUCUUAUUUGAAUGUUUCUGUAGAUUUUCAGAAUUAAAAUAUUACAAAAUGUAAUAUAUUAAUGAACUGUAGACUAAUGUUUCUAGCUACUUCCCUCCCCCCGAUGAUAGCUAAACAUUCUUUGCAACACAGUAUUCCACUAUUUUUUUCUCAGAUAAUGCACAUAGUUAGCUUGCUGUGACUGUUCUUAGCUAUCUGUAUUGGGUACUGCCUAUGGAUGGAUUUCCAGUCUACAUAAAAUGGUACAUGAGACCUGAUUAUUCCAUUGUGAGGCAAAGCUAUUUUUUGGUUUGCUGUUACUACAUCUGAUAUGUCAGAAUGGCUUCUUUUUUACUUUAAUGUAGCUAUCGUACUUAUGAUGAUUUCCUUACUAAUAAAUGAAAUUUGCACUUUUACAUAUAUGCCCCUCUGUUUCAUAUGCUUGCAAAGCAAGGUAAAAUCCGUGUUUAAAAAAAGGGGAUUGAAAUUUCAGAAUACUUAAACAUUAAAAAGGAUAAAAUAUUUUGCAGACUAUGUAGUCACUUAUAAAACACAAUGGUUCAGUCAAGAAAAACCUGAAUACUUUUAUCACAUGACACAAGUUAUAGAAUGAGGUAGAUGAUGCCACAAAAGGUACAUGGACAAGUUAAUGCAUACUUUUGCAUGUCACAGUGAGGAGCCAUGUUGGCAAUAAACUACAAAUAAAACUGAAGUAAUAGUAGUUAGUCUUAUUAGGCAGCACUCGUCUGAUGAUAUAUUUUUAAUUAUCUCUCUCUGCUUUUGUUUAACAACAUUCAGCAAUGUGCUGCUGUCUGGUAGAGCCAUCUUCUCUCUGAAGUCUGUUUUUAAUAAAUGAGUACAUAUUAAAAACAGUACAACUUUCUUAUCUUUCAUUCAGUAAUGGACUUUAAGGUCUGCAGUUAUUGAAGUUUUUUUUCGCAUUUUGAUGAUAGAGACUAGCAUACAUGAGGCAUCAGUCUGGCAUAUUUUGUGAAUUGUGUUUCUGUUGGGAUGUCAGUCAAUUUCUUUUAUAGGAAUUGUCUUUUGCUAGGUUCUGUUUUUUAAAGUUACUCAAAUCCUACAAUUGUUACAGAGUUUAAGUAGUAAUUUUCAAGUACAGUCUGAAGUGUUUACUAUUAUUUUUUGUACAGGAUCUUCUAAACAGUAAAGGUUAUGAUUACCUAUUUCAUUUUAAUAGAAAUUACUGAAUUUAAGUUAAGACUCAUGCAGAGUGCCUUUAUUUAGAUGUGUUUCAUAAAAUAAGUCAUGGUUACAUUUUACCUUGAAAACAGGGACUAUAUUAUGCAAAAAAUGUUUUGUAUUGAGAAUUUACAUAAGUAUUUAUGGUAUAUUUUAUAGCACAUUGUUUUGUAAUAAUUUUGUUCAUUUUUAUAUGGAUGUAUUUUAAUGUGCUGUCAUUUCCAUGCUGAAAAUAAAGCACUCAGCUGUAGACAAAUGAAAAGAAAAAUUAAUACUUUUUCCUUCAAUUAUUGUUCUGUGUAGAUUUUUCCUUAUGACGUGCUGAUGUGUAAAUUCAACUCUUCAUUAUUAAUCACAUAUAGUAAUGUUGAAUAUUUCACUGUGUGCAUAAAAUGGGAUCAGAUGAUUUUGACUGCUAUUUUUAAUUAUGCAUUUCAGUUAUUUUAAAAGUAGUAUGAUUAUUUUUACUUGCAUAUGGUUUGAACCUGAUUUUAUUAA
Protopterus annectens (West African lungfish) is the source of this 7029-nucleotide messenger RNA. Its product is annotated as tetratricopeptide repeat protein 21B-like. Gene Ontology annotation, biological process: intraciliary retrograde transport; protein localization to cilium. Gene Ontology annotation, cellular component: intraciliary transport particle A. Lineage: Eukaryota; Metazoa; Chordata; Ceratodontiformes; Protopteridae. The transcript is spliced from 29 exons. The coding region runs from base 136 to 4089 and encodes 1317 amino acids. The record is from RefSeq and is a predicted model, not a curated record. Gene Ontology annotation, molecular function: protein binding.